AUGGGCAUCGUGGAAAGCAGACUAUUGGCAGAACGCGUUCUUUUUGCUCGCGAUAAAGCUGCAGAAGAGGGAAAUAGCCGAAUUGAUAUAUCUCAAUUCUGGAAAGACAAUGUGAGCUUCCUUCAUAUUGAUAUUGAUCCUCUAUCCCUUCUCCGGCCUGUACGGGGUGUAGUCUAUCCACAAACCAGAGCUCUGGUUCUUUGGAAAGAUAAGACUACAACCCUUGAGGGAAGAGCCUUCAUUCGUCGUAUUCUUCAAAAAGGCGACUACGCAAUCUAUCAAAAGGCCGAGGAAAUGGAAAGAGAAUAUCGGAAAUUAUAUGGUGACUUUAGCGAACAGGUGGUUAGUGAAGGAGAUAAAAGUAGUGAGAGUGACAAUACCAGCGAUAGCGAGAAUGAUGACAGCGACCCCAAUAGCGACACUGAUAGCGAUAAUGGGGAGAAAAGAGACUAUUAUAGAAAGAAGAAACACACUUCAUCGAAUGAGCGGCCUCGACGCCAUGGUAACAAGAAGGAAAAGCCCAAGAAGACAUACAGCGAGCCACCUCGAAGCCAUCAUGGUAAGAGGGAAAGAUCCCAGAGAAUGUAUAGCGAGCCCCUUCCGAGCCGUCGUCAGAGCCAGGAAACCAAGGAUCAGAUUCUCAUGCUUGAGCAACAACUUAAAAAGCUCAAGAAUAAGGGGAAAGCUCCGAGAUAA
Penicillium taxi is the source of this 696-nucleotide messenger RNA. RefSeq lists its product as uncharacterized. The record is from RefSeq and is a predicted model, not a curated record. The transcript has a single exon. Lineage: Eukaryota; Fungi; Ascomycota; Eurotiomycetes; Eurotiales; Aspergillaceae. The coding region runs from base 1 to 696 and encodes 231 amino acids.